This is a messenger RNA of Eucalyptus grandis, 573 nucleotides long. RefSeq names its product TMV resistance protein N-like. The coding region runs from base 1 to 573 and encodes 190 amino acids. Gene Ontology annotation, molecular function: ADP binding. The transcript has 2 exons. NCBI's taxonomy places the organism in Eukaryota, Viridiplantae, Streptophyta, Magnoliopsida, Myrtales, Myrtaceae. Gene Ontology annotation, biological process: defense response. The record is from RefSeq and is a predicted model, not a curated record.
AUGGAUGAGCGAGUGGAAGCCGUUGUGAAGUUGUUGGAUGUGGACUCAGAAGGCGUGCGCUUGUACUACUCCAUGGAAUGGGCGGAAUCGGAAUCUUCGAGCAGCUUUGGCUUUGUAGCCUUACAGAAACAAAUAUUAUCUAACAUGUUUGGUUCGGGCUUUCACAAUGGAAUCGAUGAUGGUGAUGGGGUCAAACUGAUUGCACAGCGACUUUCCAACAGGAAAGUCUUCAUGGUGCUCGACGACGUGAAUGAUGAGGAACAACUUGAGAAACUAGCUAUCAAGCACGUUUCCUUUGGCUCAGGAAGCAGAAUCAUUAUGACAACUAGGAACAGAAGCAUCUUAGAAGCCGAUUACACUUUUGAGUACCAAGUGAAUCCGUUGGAUCACGUUCAAUCGCUCAAGCUUUUCAGUAGACAUUCUUUCGGAAGAAUUGCUCCUCCAGACGAUUAUGUCAGUCUUUCGAGAGAAGUGGUUUAUACAACCGCAGGACUUCCCUUGGCUCUUGAAGUCAUAGGCUCAUUACUUUGUCACCAAAACAAAGCUUUUGGAUGGAUGUUCUGGAGGAUCUGA